Messenger RNA from Chaetomium globosum CBS 148.51, 942 nucleotides. RefSeq lists its product as uncharacterized. Gene Ontology annotation, biological process: regulation of transcription by RNA polymerase II. The coding region runs from base 1 to 942 and encodes 313 amino acids. The record is from RefSeq and is a predicted model, not a curated record. Gene Ontology annotation, cellular component: CCAAT-binding factor complex. NCBI's taxonomy places the organism in Eukaryota, Fungi, Ascomycota, Sordariomycetes, Sordariales, Chaetomiaceae. Gene Ontology annotation, molecular function: DNA-binding transcription factor activity, RNA polymerase II-specific; RNA polymerase II cis-regulatory region sequence-specific DNA binding. The transcript has a single exon.
AUGAUGGAAUACGCACAAUACCAGCAACAACCGCAAAGCGCACACUCACAGCCGCACAUUCAGACAGGGUAUCCUACCUCUGCAGGCGGCAACAGCAUUACUUCGCCGUCCACGCAACAUCUGUCGCAAACAUCACCGAUACUCCCUUCGCAACAACAUCAGCCCUCGCCAACACAGCAACACGGCAUGUACCAACCAGGGUAUGGGGUGGCCCAACAAAAUAUGCACUAUGGCCUGCAAGGGAUGCAAGCUGCUGCCAUGGCGGCCACCGCCGCCGCUGCCGGCUCUUCGUAUCCGUACAUGCCUUCCGAUCCCAGCCUGCAGCAGUCGCCGAGGAUGUCGGGUGUCGGCGCGAAGAAGGAUGCCAGGGCGGGGCCGCGGUCGCCUCAGCAGAUGGCCAACAUUCCCCAGCAGCGGAGGCUCAGCCAGGUCGCCAGCCCCGGCGUCCCUAACGCGCCCACGAUGCUGAACCACGGCGGCCCCCGCACGGCUGUUCCCCCUCCCAUGUCAGCCGCGCAGCAAAUGCCGCCGCCUCAAUCCCCCGAGAUGGCGUCUGGGGCUGUUGAGGAGUCGCCCCUUUACGUCAACGCAAAGCAAUUCCACCGCAUUCUUAAGCGACGAGUAGCUCGGCAGAGACUGGAGGAGGCGCUUCGGCUGACUAGCAAAGGCCGGAAGCCGUACCUGCACGAAUCGAGACAUAACCAUGCUAUGCGCCGGCCUCGUGGUCCCGGCGGGCGCUUCUUGACAGCCGAGGAGGUCGCACAAAUGGAGAAGGACAAGACCGGUGGCGGAGCCGGCGAGAAGACGGAGGAACAGCCGGCGAGCACCAAGACUGCGGCGGGCGGGACGAAGCGCAAGUCGGAAGGCGGCGCGAACGGGCCGCCCAAGAAGACCAAGCGGGCGAGAUCGACCCCCGAAGACGACGAAGACGAAGACGAAUGA